Messenger RNA from Ectocarpus siliculosus, 1652 nucleotides. Lineage: Eukaryota; Phaeophyceae; Ectocarpales; Ectocarpaceae. The record is from the annotation of a GenBank genome assembly.
CACACAUACCUCGGAGUAGAGAUCGCAAAAGAUUGCUCGUGGAAUGCACACAUGUCCAAGGUAGCGGAAAAGGGCAAAGCACGAGCAGGGAAGCUGCACCCAAUACUCGCAAACCGGCACCUUGAUACACGCAUCAAAUUGACGGUUUUGAAGAGCGUAAUCGUACCGCCGCUGGAGUACGCCGGAGAAGUAUGGGAAGGAAAUAAGAAGAGUAGUGAAAGAACUCGAGGCGGCGCAGAUGAAAGCAGCGAAAAUCAUCCUAGGAUAGCUCCAAGCGCACAAGUAAUGCAGCAGUCAGGGCAGAAUUGGGGAUCCAAUCCCUACGGUCGGGAAGAGACGUAAGGAAGCUGACAUGGCAGUACCGCAUGUGCGGGAUGGGAGAGGAGAGGUUGCCGAGAAUAGUAUGGGAGGCGAAGUGGGCAAACAAAAAGAGGGGUAGACAACCCACGGAAUGGGUCAAGGUUGUAGAGAACGUAUGGAAGGGAUUGGACAUCGACGAAGAUGAAACGCUGGAAACGGAGGGUCUACAGGGGUUCAAGAAGAAGAUAUCUGUUGCUUGUGCCGACAGAGAAGAACAGAAUCUAAGGAAAGAACCCAAGGAUAAGGAGGGUCUAGAAGUGUACGGAAUGUUGAAAGAAGGAAUAGGGUUCAAGGAUUACCUACAUGGACCAAUGGAUGCAGGGACAAAGCUUAAGGUCAAAUUCAGGACCGGGGACAUAGGCCUUCGCGAACGUCGACGAAGACAUAGGACGGUAGACGACGAAGACGACAAGUUCAAAUGCGAUUGCGGCUUCGAAUGCGAAGACAGUGUUCAUGUAGUCGCGGAAUGUCCGUGGUACGAAAAGGAGAGGGAAGUGUACAUGGCUGAGCUGGGAAGAAUACAAGGGACGUACAGGGAGAUGUUUGAGGUGCUGGCUUUGGUUGGCCCGUCGGGAGGCGGCAAGAGCUCGUGUAUCUCGCUCUUGGAGAACCUCUACCAGCCUUCACGGGGACAGGUGCUGCUGGAUGGGCUCCCGGUGCACGAGUACGACCACGGCUGGCUCCACAGAAACAUCUCCAUCGUGGGCCAGGAGCCGACCCUGUACGCUAGGAGCAUUCGGGAGAACAUCAUCUACGGCUUGGAAGGGGAAGAGCCCUCCAUGGCCGACGUGGAGGAGGCCGCGCGUCUGGCCAACGCCCACACGUUCAUCUCGCAGUUGCCGGAGAAGUACGAGACGCAGGCGGGAGAGCGGGGGGUUCAAAUAUCUGGGGGGCAGAAGCAGAGGAUAGCGAUCGCGCGGGCGUUGGUGCGAAAGCCGAAGGUGCUCCUGCUCGAUGAAGCCACCAGUGCGUUGGACGCCGAGAGCGAGCACCUGGUGCAGCACGCCAUCGACAACAUGAUCUCGAGGGGAGGCAUGACGGUCAUCCUCAUCGCGCAUCGCCUUAGCACCGUCAAGCGGGCCGACAAGAUCGUGGUCAUCCGCAGUGGCCAGGUAGUGGAGGAGGGCACCCACGAGGAGCUGCUUGACGCCAAGCACGGCGUGUACGCCGGGCUGGUGAAAAGACAGCUCGACCUCGGGGAGAGCGGAGGAGGAGGCGGAAGAAGAGGGGGCAAGGAGAACCACAGGCUCGGCGUUACCACGACCACCAUGGGGCUCUCCAAGACAACAUGA